Molecule: messenger RNA, 1956 nt
Organism: Belonocnema kinseyi
Lineage: Eukaryota; Metazoa; Arthropoda; Insecta; Hymenoptera; Cynipidae
Product: rRNA N6-adenosine-methyltransferase ZCCHC4
Exons: 5
Coding region: 222-1625 (467 amino acids)
Biological process (GO): rRNA methylation
Cellular component (GO): nucleolus; cytoplasm
Molecular function (GO): zinc ion binding; nucleic acid binding; rRNA (adenine-N6-)-methyltransferase activity
Source: RefSeq, a predicted model, not a curated record
AAAAAUAAGUAUCAAAAUUGAGUGGGUGAAGAAAAAGAAAAAUAAUGUGAAGUGCAUUGCUCCAAACUGUCAAUCCGACUACCAUCCGAUUCGUGAUGAAGAAAAAUCCAUUUUUUCAAAGUGCUUCAAAAUUUAGUUGAUAAAUAUCAGAAAACAAUAAAUACGGAUAUUGUCUGAAAAAGGGAAGUGAAGGAUCCUACUAGAAACUUUAUAGCAUCAAAAUGAGUGACUUGAAUGAAACUGGAUUGAUGUACUUGUGGGGACAUUUAAAGAACCAUCCGAAAUGCCCACAUGGUCCAACUUUAUUAUUCGGCAAGUAUGUUGAUGGUGAAUUGAAGAAAUUUCAUGCUUGUUCCGCAAUGAGAGAUUUCGGACUAUGUAAUUCCUUCCCGCAACCAAAUGACAAAGUACUUAAACGUCAGUUGAAUUUUCAAAAUGUGUAUGAGAAAAAAGGGUUGACCACUUAUGAUCAUAAAAAAUUGUAUCUCCGCUUAAAUCAAUUUAUGUCUAGUCAGACUGUUAAUAGAAUUUAUUGCCAUACUUGCAAUAUACUUAUUUCAUGUUCAGAAAAAAUAAAACAUAAAAAUCAUGAUUUACACAAUUUUUUGACGAAUUAUCAAAUGACUCACCCUACUGAAUUUUUAAAACCACUAAGUAAUGCAAAGAAAGAAGCUCAAUAUUUCUUUUCGGAAAAAACUACUGAGGAUAUAGCCCAAAUAUUACUGAGACUGAAAGCUAAACAUGUCUUAUGCAUUGGCGUACCUCGAUUGUACGAGUACAUUUUACAUCAUUAUGAAAAUGAAAUCACAUGCCUUCUUUUGGAUUUUGAUGCAAGAUUUCACAAUUUUUUUGGACCACUAGAAUACGCCUGGUAUAAUUUAUUCAACCACCAUUUCUUUAACAAUGAGUCGAAAAAAAUAUUUAAGGACUUUCUCACUCAAGGUGGUGGUAAGGAUAUAUACUUGGUAUGUGAUCCUCCAUUUGGUGGCCGUGUGGAACCAAUGUCGCAGACCAUUAAAACUAUCUAUGAGAAUCAUAAAAAGUGGAACAACUUGCACAGCAUCGAUGAUGAACUAAAAAUUCUGUUCGUUUUUCCUUAUUUUAUGGAAUCAGUGAUUAAAAUGAAAUCUAAUCCUCCUGGAAUCACUGGAGGUUUAAGUGCCUUAGAAAUGACCGACUAUAAAGUGGAAUAUGAUAAUCAUCCUAUCUUUCAUGGAAAGUCGAUUGCUAAGAAGCGAAGAUCACCUGUUCGCAUCUUUACGAACGUUAAAUCAAGUUUAAUAAUAUUGCCAAAAUCCGACGGUUACAAAUAUUGCAGAAUAUGUCAACGAUGGGUUGGACCAGAAAAUAUCCAUUGCAAAAAAUGUGAGAAAUGUACUUCUAAAGAUGGUAGUCAAUAUAAGCACUGUGAUGUCUGUGAGCGAUGUGUUAAAAGUUCCUGGGAUCAUUGUGACGUUUGUAAACGAUGUACAUUAAAAACACACCAGUGUCAUAAACAGACAAAAAUUGGCGGCAAAUGCUUUCAAUGUUACGAAAAUGGUCACGUUGGAAAAGAUUGCAAAAAGAAAAAUUUCAUCCUGCCAAAAUCAAUGGAACUUCCGAUGAAAAAGAAGAAAUUCAACUAAUUACAUUGUUUUAAUUGAAAGGAGAUAAAAAAUUUCCCGGAAGCUUCCGUCUUUCUAACGAGCAUGAGGAUUUACGUUUUUGUUUAUUAUUAAAUACUUAUGACAAUAAUUAUAAUUAUGUGUACUUUUGAAUGUAUAGUAAAUUUCAAAAACAAUAUAAAAAAGUGAAUGUGCAUUUUAAUAUUUCGCUUCACUUAUGGCACAUUAUUUUUUAAGUGUCCUCACACAUAAAUACCAAAGGUAUGUAAAUGAAUUUUGACAGGUGCUUGGACAGAGUUUACCAAAUUAUUGUUUGUUUUCGUGGAAAAAUGAAAUUGAUAUUUGACCUUUA